ACUGACAAGAUAAUGGCAAUUCAUAUAGAUUCAGCAUCAAAAUAUAUUCGAGGAAUAACGAUUGACAAGCCAUCUUUUACACUUAACCCCACUUAUGAUAAGGAACGCGACAUAUUUAAAAUUAACUUUGUAGAUUCUAUUUCCAUGACUACAUUACAAAAAACUGAUGUUGAGGAUGUCGAGAUAGAAAUAGAUGAUGAAGGAAAACUC
This is a messenger RNA of Racocetra fulgida, 210 nucleotides long. Lineage: Eukaryota; Fungi; Glomeromycota; Glomeromycetes; Diversisporales; Gigasporaceae. The record is from the annotation of a GenBank genome assembly.